Cydia amplana is the source of this 566-nucleotide messenger RNA. RefSeq names its product doublesex- and mab-3-related transcription factor 2 (gene dmrt11E). Gene Ontology annotation, cellular component: nucleus. The record is from RefSeq and is a predicted model, not a curated record. The transcript is spliced from 3 exons. Lineage: Eukaryota; Metazoa; Arthropoda; Insecta; Lepidoptera; Tortricidae. Gene Ontology annotation, molecular function: DNA-binding transcription factor activity, RNA polymerase II-specific; RNA polymerase II cis-regulatory region sequence-specific DNA binding. Gene Ontology annotation, biological process: regulation of transcription by RNA polymerase II; sex differentiation.
UGUGCGUUGUUUUCACAGUGAUUUAAAAAAAGUUUUAAAAAGUAAUGGAAGAGAGGAAGGUGCUUCGGACGCCGAAGUGCGCGCGGUGCCGGAAUCAUGGGGUGAUCUCGUGCUUGAAGGGGCAUAAGCGGCUGUGCCGGUGGAGGGACUGCCGCUGCCCAGGGUGCCUGCUGGUGCUGGAGCGGCAGCGCGUCAUGGCCGCGCAAGUGGCACUGCGACGGCAGCAAGGCGCAGGCGGGGCGGCGCCGCGCGGCGAGGCAGCGGCGCUUGCCGCGCGGAAACGUGCGUAUCGCGCGCGGCUGCGCUGCGUGCAGUUGUCACGCGUCAGCGCACCUCAAUACGGUUAGUGUCAUGAGGCCCUGCCGGGCGGCGACGCGGCAUGGAGCGAGCGCGUCCGCCGCCGGCGCGCCUUCGCCGACGCGGCCCUGGAGGCGCCCGCGCCCGCCCCCGCGGCGCUCUGGUGCCGCCACCUGCUGGCCGCGCUCUUGAACUACGCACCUGCUCCGCCUCCACCGCCGAGGCCCAAGAUUUCUUUCUCUAUCGAGUCUAUCAUUGGCGUGCAGUAG